This is a messenger RNA of Marchantia polymorpha subsp. ruderalis, 714 nucleotides long. NCBI's taxonomy places the organism in Eukaryota, Viridiplantae, Streptophyta, Marchantiopsida, Marchantiales, Marchantiaceae. The record is from the annotation of a GenBank genome assembly.
AUGGAAAGCAUUGCCAUGCGAGACAGGAAGAGGACGGCACUUGGUCGCCAGACGGAACUUACCAGGUUUUUCGGAAUCAAUUCCCUCACGAAUUGUUGCCACUUGCGCUGGGCAUAUCAAUUAUCAGAAAAUAUACCGCACAUUUCCCGUUACCCGUACAUUCUGGAUCUUUCGGGCGUCAGUCGAGUGCCCAAAUGCGUGCACGGAGUAGUUACGAGGAAUCGACGAUCAAGAAUGGCUUCGCAUGCGGGGCGAAUGGAUUCGAGGAAAUCUACUGCACUCUACGCUCUAGAACUUCGCACAUUUGGUAUGAACCUGAUGGUUGAGAAUUCAGCCCAACCUCCGAUCGCGAUUCAGAACGUUAGAGCAGCGUAAGAGUACAACGGACUCCGAUUCAUCCUCAUCUCGCGGAAGUCUAGUUUAAGGCGAUUCGAAGCAGUUCAAAUUCAAGUUCGCAACGCUCCGCGCCACCAGAGUUUGCAUGGUCUCAAUUUCGAAACCAGCGCAAUCAUGUUUUGAACUCGUGAAGGUGAGGCACAUGAAGUUGCAAACCAUUUCAUCUCGUUCCGUCGAGAAGUUGCUACGUACACAUCAUGGGUGGAAAACAACAUGCAGAGCUAAGUUCUAGGUGGAUGAAAAUGUGCACUUCUUCUUCGAAGACAUCGUUAUGAAACUUGUAAUUCAAGAUGAGAUUUCAAGCUGGAUUGCGACCUG